Molecule: messenger RNA, 825 nt
Organism: Magnolia sinica
Lineage: Eukaryota; Viridiplantae; Streptophyta; Magnoliopsida; Magnoliales; Magnoliaceae
Product: alpha carbonic anhydrase 7-like
Exons: 1
Coding region: 1-825 (274 amino acids)
Molecular function (GO): zinc ion binding; carbonate dehydratase activity
Source: RefSeq, a predicted model, not a curated record
AUGAAGUUCAACAAGCUCACCUCCUUCACAUCUUUAUUCAUUCUCCCUCUCUUGAUUUCCAUGCAAGUUAUAACAUCUCACAAAGUUAAGGAAGAGAGUGAGUUUAAUUACAUUAAAGGGAGUGAAAAGGGUCCAGAGCACUGGGGACAGCUCCGUGAAGAGUGGGACACUUGCAGCAACGGCCAUAUGCAAUCUCCCAUCAACUUAUCGGAUGACAAGGUGAAGGUGAUGCACCAUACAGAGAAGCUCAAGGGAAGAUAUAAGCCGUCCAAUGCAACUCUAGUGAAUAGAGGUCAUGACAUUAUGCUGAAGUGGGUGAAUGAAGCGGGUUCUAUAUACGUUGAUGGAAUUGAAUAUUUCCUUAUUCAAUGUCAUUGGCACUCACCUUCGGAGCACACCAUCAACGGUCGGAGAUAUUCUCUAGAGUUGCACAUGGUCCACGAGAACUUGGAGAAAAAGAGAGCUGUGGUUGCGAUCCUGUACAAAAUUGGACGGCCAGAUAAGUUUCUCAGCAAAUUGAUGGGCCAGAUUAGUGCCAUCAACGACUCAAAAGAUGGGGAAAUAGGGGUGGGCCUUGUUGAUCCGAAACAGAUAAAAGUGCAGCCCAGGAAAUAUUAUAGGUAUAAGGGCUCUCUCACCACCCCUCCAUGUACAGAAGGUGUGACGUGGAAUAUCUUAAAAAAGGUGAGGAGUGUUUCGAGGGAGCAGGUGCAGUUGUUGAGGGAAGCGGUCCAUGGUGAAUUCAAGAGGAAUGCUAGGCCCACACAGGCCACUAAACAUCGGGCGGUCCAUUUCUAUAUUCCGGGGAGAAUUCUUCCAUCAUGA